Molecule: messenger RNA, 540 nt
Organism: Sphenostylis stenocarpa
Lineage: Eukaryota; Viridiplantae; Streptophyta; Magnoliopsida; Fabales; Fabaceae
Source: the annotation of a GenBank genome assembly
AUGAACGGCGACGGUUAUGGCGCUGGAGAACAUGUCGCUGCGGAGAGCGGCGUGUCGGCGGCGGCAGAGAAGGUGAUGCAGAGCGUGAAGGAGAUCGUGGACUGUCCGGACCAUGAGAUCUACGCUGUGCUCGAGGAAUGUGAUAUGGACGUUAACCGCGCCGUUGAGAAGCUUCUCUCUCAAGGUUUUGCUCUUUUGAUACUGUGUGCUUCUGCGCUUGCGUUCGUUGUUGCAGUGGAACAUCACACAUUUCAUGAAGUGAAAAGUAAACGUGAAAGGAAAAAAGAGGGGGCAUUCAAUUCAAAGACUAGGGGUAAGAAUGUAGGCUUGAGUCGCAGAGGCAAAACUGGCAGUGGCAGUGAUUGCAGUGUUGUCCAAAGUGGAUUAACACAUGUGACUUAUAACGAGGAGAAAACAAUGGCAGAUGCAAAGUUGGGGGAAGAAGAUACGCUUGCAGAAAGAUGUGGAGUUGAGGAAAGAAGGGAGGUGUGGAGCUGGAGGAAGAAGACUACACAUACAAGGAGAAUGAAUCGGGAAUGA